GUCUGUACACAACUUGAACAGAUGUAGAGAGGUGAUUACCUAUUGAGACACCUCUGAAUGAAACUAAUAAACCUGGUACUGAAGAAGUCAGGAUGAAGAGCAUUUCUACAUUUUACUGCCUCCUAUGUGCUACGUGGGCAAGUGCAUCAACGAGGAUCAACGCAGAAGGACCAGAGGGAGGUGAAGUCUCGUUCAAGUGCUCACAUUCUGUUGCCUCGCCAUACACAAAGUACCUCUGCAAGGACCCAUGCAAAGCCAAUGAAGAUAAACUGGUUAGUGUAAAAUCCGGUGGGAGCAAAAUGGAGGGGAGGAUCGUUUUGGAGGAUUCGGGUGAUGGAGCCUUCACUGUGACCUUCACUAAACUUCAGCUUUCAGAUACAGGAAAGUAUUGGUGUGCAGUGGCUCGUCCUGGUUUUGAUACAUAUAUUGAAAUACAUCUCUCUGUAAAAGAAGCGGACCAAAAAGAAACUGUUACAAAUGCUACAACAUUCGUGACUUCUCCCACAUGGACAAACCAAAGUGUUACCAGCUCAAGUGAACUGAUAUUUCAUACAGACACCAGUGCAAACAGUUCACAAGCCACAGUCUUAUACUCGACUAUAGGGGCUAUCGCUCUGCUGAUCAUCUUGCUGCUGAUAAUAAGAUUCAAGAAAUGCAAAGGAAAGUCAAGACCCCAGCCCUGCAACAGAACAAACCUCAACAUGACUGAAAACCAGCAGAAUAACUAUGAUGUGGGUGUUGACAUAGCCACACAGGAUCCACCGAUGUCUGCCUCUACAGCAGAGGAAUCAGCCACUCCCGUCUAUGAAAACAUCGGCUCCUCCAAACCCAGGCCUCCUGUUCGGCCCAGAGAUUCAGCUGGGAAUUCCCAAAACAACCAUGACACCUAUAUUAUUCCACUGCCCACAGUAUCAUAUAAAAGGCAGAAAUGCACAUGAAACACACAUAACUGCAAAGUCUACAAACACAACUCCAUCAGGGAGCUGUGCAGGUGGCGUAUCAUCUCAUCCAGCCGCCGUCUGCAGUGACUCCACCAAAACCAGGUCACUUUGGUUUGGAUUGGAUUUAUCAGGAACAGUGACAGGAUCAACCACUGUCACAUAUUAAUAGAUCAUCUCAAUUUUAACAUUA
Molecule: messenger RNA, 1131 nt
Organism: Sphaeramia orbicularis (orbiculate cardinalfish)
Lineage: Eukaryota; Metazoa; Chordata; Actinopteri; Kurtiformes; Apogonidae
Exons: 5
Coding region: 93-938 (281 amino acids)
Cellular component (GO): plasma membrane
Molecular function (GO): transmembrane signaling receptor activity
Source: RefSeq, a predicted model, not a curated record